AUGGCUCCGCCCCCCGGUUCCGUCCCGGCCGGAGCCGUUUCCGGUGAUGGCGGAGGGGCAGGGGGGGCCUCGCGGCUUCUGGGGUCGCUUGAGGGGGAGCCGCAUCGGGCGCUGGUGGGGUGCGCUGCUGCACGAUUACGCAUCGGCGGUGCGGGAGGCGGCACAAGACGCUCGUCGCCGUCCGGUAGCUGCAGCCGCCGUCGUGGCAGCGUUGGCAGGAGCGAGCGCCUGUGCCCGCGCCGUCCCCAGCGCCGAAUCCUUUGAUGCGGCGACUCUGGAAGCUUCCGGAACGCUCCUGCUUCUAUCACCCGCCACACGCAGUCCCAGCGCCGACCGGCACGUCCAGCGGCUCCUACGGCGCCGCGAAUCCGGCCGGUUACGCUACCGCAACCUCAUCUUUGCCGCCGUCAUCUACGAGGCGCCGCACGCCGCGGACGCUGCGCUGUACUCGGCGCAGUGCCGGCACCUGUUGCCGCGCUGGCGUGAUUUCCCCGGCCGCAUCCUGGAUGUAGGAUUUUUCGGGCGCUGGUGGGUGCUGGCGGCGCGGCUGCGGGAUUGUGACAUCAACGAGGAGGAAUUCAUGGCGUUGCCGGCGCGGCUGCGCCAAAUCCACCCCAAUCAGCUCCGCUCUCACCGCAACGAGAGCCGAUAUCUGGAGAAAUUCCAGCCCAUAAUACUCAGCCCGGAGCAGAUCCGGCAAGCCGAGAGCGAGGUGGCCGCGCCGGGAGCACGUGAACACGACGGGAUGGUGCAUGCGGCUCGUUAGCGCCGCUGAACUCUCACUUAGGACUCCUAACGUCGUUAAUUCUCCUUCAUAACUCAUUAACGGGGCCAAAUUCCCGUGGAUUUACCCCAAACGGUAGUUGGGGGUGAACGGGACGGCACCCCCACGCCCCAAUUACCCCCAACCCCUCGUUAUGGUGUUUUAUUAAUUGCAGGCAUUAAGACUGCUCUUAUUUCUGCUUAAUUAUCAGCCAGGGGUUCGUUAGGGCUGGGGCGCUCGCUCGUCUCGUUAUCGAUCAGUGCUUUGUUAAGGCACUGACGCGUCUCACCCCCUGGGGAUUAAUUAUUGUGAGGUGAUGGCUCCCACUGCGAUAUUUAAUUAAUUGAUUUGUAUGGGUUUUAUAUCUAUUUGAUAUCUCGGCUUUCACCGGCGUUGCCGUGGAGACGGUGCUGACGAACCGGCAUCGUUAAACCUUAAUUUCCUUUGGCAAUUAAGCCCCGCUGGGAACGCCGGGACGCGCACACGUCUCUGCCUGAAUUAAUGACGCCGCCAGGAGAUGCUAAUUAGCACCGGUGCCUGCCGGUUCGUUACUUGGCCUUGAUUAUCCCACUUUUUGCCCCCAAAUCCCUGCUUUCUGCCUCGUGGGUUAGAAUUCUUCGG
Molecule: messenger RNA, 1384 nt
Organism: Cuculus canorus (common cuckoo)
Lineage: Eukaryota; Metazoa; Chordata; Aves; Cuculiformes; Cuculidae
Gene: TIMM29
Product: translocase of inner mitochondrial membrane 29
Exons: 2
Coding region: 47-766 (239 amino acids)
Biological process (GO): protein insertion into mitochondrial inner membrane
Cellular component (GO): TIM22 mitochondrial import inner membrane insertion complex
Source: RefSeq, a predicted model, not a curated record